AUGGAAGCGACACGAGCAACGUUAAACUUUACGGCGACUGUUCUUCCUGCAUCUUCGUCGAAGAUGAAGCCGUCAAUGUUCGUCGGAAGAUCCACCGUAUCGGUUUUCCGUUCCGGUUUACCGUUUUCAUGCAAGCUGAACACUUCUGUGCCUUUCUCCAAGCAAGGCGACGGGAGAAAACUCUCUGUUGGAAGUAGAAGGGCUUUUGUAGUUAAAGCUGCAUCAUCAUCUGGAUCAAGUUCUAAUAUUGCCCCACUAAAGCUGGAGUCUCCGAUCGGGCAGUUUCUCUCUCAGAUGUUGGUUAGUCACCCACAUCUCAUGUCUGCGGCAGUAGAGCGGCAGCUAGAGAUAUUCCAAACCGAUCGUGAUGGUGAUGAACAAAAGGAAAAGCCUUCUGCUUCAGGAACUGACUUAGUUUUGUACAGGAGAAUUGCUGAGGUUAAGGCAAAAGAGAGAAGAAAAGCUAUAGAAGAGAUAUUGUACACAUUGGUUGUCCAGAAAUUUAUGGAUGCCAAUAUUUCUUUAAUACCCUCUUUAGAGCCACAUCCUUCCGGCCAAGUUGAUUCAUGGCCUAGCGAAGAUGAAAAGCUUGAGCAGCUUCACUCACCUGAAGCCUAUGAAAUGAUCCAAAGCCACUUGGCUCUCCUUCUUGGUAAUCGAUUAGGCGAUUCGACAUCCGUAGCUCAGAUCAGCAAACUCAGAGUAGGACAGGUCUAUGCAGCAUCAGUAAUGUAUGGAUACUUUCUUAAGCGUGUUAUCCAAAGGUUCCAGCUGGAGAAGACAAUAAAAAUUCUACCCGACGAAGCAGAAGAAAACACUAUUAGCCGAUCCGUGGAUGACGAAACAAGAAUAGUAGGUUUUGAGGUCCCUUCUCAAUUUUCGCCCCACCCUGAAGUCCCUGCAUGGUCUGACAGUGGAAUCGGUUCGGGUGCAUUUGGUCAAGAGAUAACAGUGUCUAGAUUGCGCUCCUAUAUGAUGUCAUUUGAUAUCGAGACAUUACAAAGAUAUGCAACAAUUAGAUCCAAAGAGUCUGUCAGCAUCAUUGAGAAUCAUACCGAUGCAUUGUUUGGAAGACCAGAAAUUGCUAUAACACCAGAGGGGAAAAUCAAUUCUUCAAAUGAUGAAAUCAUCAAAAUUAGCAUUGGUGGUUUGAAAAGACUUGUUUUAGAAGCUGUUACUUUUGGUUCUUUUCUUUGGGAUGUUGAAAGCUAUGUUGACUCAAGGUUGGUGAGCAAUGAAAGAGGAUGA
This is a messenger RNA of Vicia faba (fava bean), 1248 nucleotides long. The record is from the annotation of a GenBank genome assembly. Lineage: Eukaryota; Viridiplantae; Streptophyta; Magnoliopsida; Fabales; Fabaceae.